This is a messenger RNA of Truncatella angustata, 1930 nucleotides long. RefSeq names its product major facilitator superfamily domain-containing protein. NCBI's taxonomy places the organism in Eukaryota, Fungi, Ascomycota, Sordariomycetes, Amphisphaeriales, Sporocadaceae. Gene Ontology annotation, cellular component: membrane. The coding region runs from base 339 to 1739 and encodes 466 amino acids. The record is from RefSeq and is a predicted model, not a curated record. Gene Ontology annotation, biological process: transmembrane transport. Gene Ontology annotation, molecular function: transmembrane transporter activity. The transcript is spliced from 4 exons.
AUGCCAAGUCUUGGAGUCAAAGAGGAUUGUUCCGUGAUCUGUAUCGAAGAUCGUGACUCUGUCCUCAUGUUGACAUAAUUUCCCGCCCGUAUUCCGCUCGAUGGUGCAACAUCGAUCAUCUGUGCUCGCUGCGUAGAGUAAGUUUUCGUCGUACUAUCAUUUAAAUAUCCCUCGCUGGCCCUCGCAGGCGAGACAUCAGUUGCUACAUUAGUUUCGUUCGAGCCAAAUUUGUAGCACCCGAGCUUGGCUGCUUAUCACAGUCCAUCAUUCCGGCUGUUCUGUGCGAGCAGACACUUGUCAACAACAGACAGCCGCCUUCAAAGGCACGUUUCCUCACAAUGGCGUAUUCAUCCUCGUCGACUUCUGUUGUCGAGAUGGAGCCAAUCCGUCUGGCACCCUCCACAAAAUCAACUCGAGGACCAUCAACAUCAGUUCCCGGAGAUUUGACACAACAGCACAUCUCUAGCUCAGGUGUCUUGGGGGAUAACGCUGAGGAUCUCCCGGCGCCGAGCACCGCGACGGAUGUCGUGCAGCGGUGGAAUUAUCCUCGCAGCAACGUCCCAAAGGUUGCGGCUUGUUUCUGGAGCUUUGUGGUCAUGGGGGCCAACGAUGCUGCGUACGGUGCCCUGAUCCACUACAUCGAGCAGUACUACAACCUCACCUACCUCAUAGUCUCGCUGAUCUUCCUCUCACCUUUCGUCGGCUAUACCACAUCGGCCUUCAUGAACAACUGGAUCCACUACACGUUUGGGCAGCGCGGUGUGGCCAUGAUCUGUGCUACGUGCCAUCUCAUCGCAUAUCUUAUCAUUGCUCUACAUCCUCCUUAUCCAGUCCUGGUCAUCUCAUUCAUGAUCGCCGGAUACGGUAAUGGCCUCGCUGACGCAGCCUGGAACGCCUGGAUUGGCAACAUGGACCACGCCAACGAGAUGCUCGGCUUCCUGCACGGCCUGUACGGCAUUGGCGCUGUCAUCAGUCCGCUGGUUGCCACAAGCAUGGUCACCAAGGCAAGCCUGCCAUGGUACUCAUUUUACUAUGUGAUGAUCGGCCUGGCCGGCCUCGAACUCCUCACAUCGAUAGCAGCGUUCUGGUCUUCCAACGCCGCGGCGUACCGGGCCUCCAUGAGUCACUCGAGCGAAUCGCACAAGGGCUCGCUGAGGGAUGCCCUCACCAAGCGGCCCGCGGCGCGCGUGACCUGGCUCUGCGCCAUCUUCCUCCUCGGCUACGUCGGCAUCGAGGUCGCCCUGGGCGGCUGGAUCGUGGUCUUCAUGAUCCAGGUCCGAAACGGCGAGGAGUUCGCCUCGGGCAUGACGGCGACGGGUUUCUGGCUGGGAAUCGCCGUUGGUCGGCUGAUCUUGGGGUUUGUGACGCCGCGGAUCGGGGAGAAGUUGGCUAUCAGCAUCUACCUCCCCAUCGUCAUGGGCCUGGAGCUCCUGUUCUGGCUCGUGCCGCAGUUCGUCGUGUCGGCCGUGGCCGUCUCGCUGCAAGGCUUCUUUCUGGGGCCCCUGUUCCCCGCCGCCGUGGUCGCCAUGUCCAAGCUGCUGCCGCGGCACCUGCACGUCGGCGCCAUCGGCUUCGCGGCCGCGUUCGGCGGCAGCGGCGCCGCCGUCCUGCCCUUUGCUGUCGGCGCUAUCGCCCAGGCUAAGGGCGUUCAGGUACUGCAGCCCAUCAUCCUCGCGCUGCUGGGCGUUAUCACUAUUCUGUGGUUGGGCCUGCCGAAGUUUGGGAAGAAGAAGGAGUAGUUAGUGGUGUAGUAGUAGUGUCAGUGAUAUGUGGCAUUUCUGAGCCGGGUAGCCAGGAAGUAUAGUACAUGAGAGGGUAAGAAUCGAAGUGGUUAAGAAUAGACUUAGGUGAAUAUCUCGUGGUAUACAGCGAAUAUUAUAAUCGAUAUAUAUUUACACGUUGGUUGUCAUUGAUGACCAAAUCUUUUUUU